GGAAGGGAGGAGGAGAGGGUGGUCUCAAUCUCAGCUAAGAGGCUACUUUAGUCCCCCAACAUAAGCACAUUCACAGAUGUCUCUACACGCGUAGAGCCGUCUAACCCGUCACGACAGAGCCGCCUGCUUCUGUGUGAAGCAACGAACCGCGGACAAGGAGAGACAGAGAAGGGACAGAUAGGUAGAGAGGAGAAGGGAGGAAAGCAGAGCAAGAGAAAGAAGAGGUGAAAACAUCGCUGCCACUUUGACGUCUCCCCUCAUGCGCCUGUUUCGGCUUGUGUGAGCGCAAGAAGAGGAGAGGAGGGAAAGGAGGAAAAUAAAUCCUGGGAGCUCGUGUCCUCUUUGCUUUAUAUUCCCGUCUUUUUUUUUUUUUUUUUAAUCUCCAUCACCCAAGGCAUGAAGGCGGGUGUCAGCUGGCACGCCACAAUAAAAGAAAAGGAUGCUUUGAAUGCUGCCUCUCUUUCGACAAGGGGCUAGGAAGAGGAAGUGGGGGACAACACACAGCAGGGACAAAAACGGGAUUUCUAGAAUGAAUGGGAGUCCUUCGGCCGCAUGUGCUGGGAAUAGCAGUCUCACACUGAAGUCUCUGAAUGAGUGGCCAGCCCUGAGGGCGUGAAACUAUUGGGAGAGUUUGGAUGUCCCCGGUCACACAGCUUCCACUGCGUUGGACCACCUUCAAUUGGACGCAUCUCUACUCUCCAGACGGCACCAAUUAAGGCAGUCUUGAGAGGAAGAGUUGUGACAGUAUUUGACGACAGUGACGCAAGGAGGACAGGAGUACACUGGAGGAGGGGCCUGUGCUUGCUGCAGACAGGCAGAGGACUGCUUGUCUGGACUCAGUGUUGCCUGUCUGCGUGAGUAGACACGGCAGAGGAAGAGGAAAAAGAAAUGGUCGGCUGAAGUGUCAUGGAGGAUGUCACCUCUACGUAGCUUGUCCAGUAUGCAGUGUGGUCUUCCCAGCUGCGCAUCACCAGUGGUGCCAUGAUCCAGUUAUAACUGUGGGUAAUGCCGAGCCAAAUAACCAAUCCUGGAGAUGCCGAAGAGAAGAGAUAUUCUUGCCAUUGUGUUGAUCGUGUUACCCUGGACUCUGCUCAUCACUGUUUGGCACCAAAGCGCUAUAGCUCCACUCCUCGCCAUCCGCAAGGCCUGUCACCACCUAGUAAAAGAGAUCUUUAUCAUUCCAGAGAGGCUUGCAGUCCGCCACCACCGGCUCUCAGAUGAUGGCGUCGAGGGCAAGAGGGAGGCGGGUGGCCAGGCGCAGGACUCCAAGGAAUACUGUGCCUCAGAUAAGGACAUUGUGGAGGUGGUGAGGACAGAGUAUGUGUAUACGCGGCCGCCACCCUGGUCCGAUGUGCUGCCUACCAUCCACAUCAUCACCCCCACAUAUAGUCGACCGGUGCAGAAGGCGGAGCUGACACGGCUGGCAAACACCUUCCUCCACAUUCCCAACCUGCACUGGAUCCUGGUGGAGGACUCCCAAAGGAGAACGCCUCUUGUGACGCGGCUCCUCCGAGAAACAGGGCUUAACUACACCCACCUCAAUGUAGAGACGCCCAGGAACUAUAAGCUGCGGGGUGACACUCGGGACCCCAGAAUCCCCAGGGGGACCAUGCAGAGGAAUCUGGCCCUGCGGUGGCUGAGGGAGACCUUCAAUGCCAACAGCAGCCAAGCUGGAAUUGUCUACUUUGCGGAUGAUGACAACACGUACAGCCUGGAGCUGUUUGAGGAGAUGAGAUCGACUCGGAAAGUUUCAGUGUGGCCUGUGGCUUUUGUGGGCGGGUUGCGGUACGAGUCCCCCAAGGUCAAUGCAGCCGGAAAGGUCUAUGGCUGGAAAACGGUGUUCGACCCCCACCGGCCCUUUGCCAUCGACAUGGCUGGCUUUGCCAUCAACCUGAGGCUCAUCCUCUUCAAGCCACAGGCGUAUUUUAAGCUUCGUGGGGUGAAGGGAGGCUACCAGGAGAGUAGUUUGCUCCGGGAACUUGUCACACUCAACGACCUGGAGCCUAAAGCAGCCAACUGCACUAAGAUACUUGUUUGGCACACGAGAACGGAGAAACCCGUCCUUGUAAACGAGGGGAAAAAAGGAUUCACAGACCCCAAUGUAGAGAUCUGACCAUUUCCCCUCAGACCACGGUGGUUGGCCUUGGACCUGCGCAGGAAGAAAACGGCUGAGUCUCUUGAUAAGUGCAACCAGCGCUCAUGUCUUAAUCAUCAGAAAAAAAGGAAAUGGGGACCUUUGAAGGGGGAUUUAAUCCUCUUGACUGAAUCUGACAUUUUUAAAAUAUGGACUAAACCAGUACAAAUGUAUCAUAUUAAAGCACAGAUUAGUAAGAGGCGGCAGUUAUUUGGUGGGUCUACGACUGAAGUGCAGAAGAGACGACAUAAAGAACGCCUCACAGGGUCUGUGACCUGCACCUUCAACCUGCGGCCUGCUGAGGACAACCUAACAAAAGAGACAGCACAAUAUGACAAGCAUACAGCCAGCAGAUUCAACCAAACAAGCAGGUUAAAGAAUAUCCUUCACCUCAAAAAAAUUAAAUAAAAAAAAAAUUUAAGGAAAGAAAACACAUAUUGUCUGGAUCUGCACAUGGUAUAAGAGAGAAAUUCCUCUUGGGUUUAAGGACAUGACCUACAUCAUCAGCCUGGAUAAAAACAUGACUCCAAGGACAAAUAUGUCUCAUGUGGAUUUUCCUUUGAGCAAACACAAACAUAGCAAUGGAAGGAAUGUUCUUUUGAUAACUAUGAAAUGUUUGCUUUAAUUUAAUUUAAUUGGUUUGGGUGUUUUACAAGCACUUGACUUGCUAGUUCAAUACUGACUCUUACCUACAUUUACUCUUGGGUUAUCAUUGUUCAUUUUAUAGUGUCAUAACUCAUGCAUUUAAGCCACCCUUAUACUUGAGGAGAGACUGCUGUUUGAAAUGUACCCAUUUGUUGUGCUUCGGAGCUGAAAUGUAAAUGUAAACAUCAAAAUCCUAACACUCUUCUUAGCACUUAGACAAUACACAAAUGAUGUUCCUUUGUGGCAACAUGUGUAAAUAGUAAUUCAAAAUGAGAACAAUCAGAGGAUUAAUGACAAAUUUUGACAAAAGCAUUGUAAUUACUGUAUUUAUAUGUAAAAACAAAAACAAAAAACAGUCUCUUUUCUUUUCCCCCUGGUGAAUUCCUCACAAUGACACAUGACAAGACACAGGCUCACUUCUAGGUUCAACACAUGGAAAGAGUAAUAGCACAUCACCAAUUUCAUUUGAUAAUAGAAACUCCACUUUGUGACACAUUCAUAACGCAUAGACAAGAACUUCAAAUCAGCUACAUGGUAGACUCACAAAUUCUGACCUUAAGCUUUCAUAUAAAGUGUAAUUUUUGACAUUGCAAGGAAACUGUGUCAUUUUUAGUGAUAGUUUAUAUUCCCCCUUGUCUAUGCACGCUCAUAUGUACACGAGCCACCGCUUAACAAGGGUCAGCUGUGUGCAAGUACAAAAAAGAGCAGAAUGAAACAGCGUCUAAACCCAAGAAUUUGGUUUUACUAGGCUUGUUAGUCCCCCUUCUCUCCAAAAAAUACACUUUACUGUGAUGGGGAGACAGAAUUCCCCAAAAUAUACGUUUAGAUGCUCAGUCUACAUCUGCUGACUUUUAAUACAACUCACCUUCGAACAGCUGGUGUAAGUUAUGAAUAAUAGAUUAAAAUAAUUUAUACAUGGCCCCAAAUAUUUUUUAUUUUUUUAUAAACAACUUUGGCUUCCACUCAUGAAAUGAGAUAAUACAUGCUACUCUGAAUUGACAGAAGGCUGAAGAAAAGCACAACAAAAAUAAAUCUUAUUUUUGCUAAUGAUUUGGUAGCAACGCUGACACGCCAUCUCCAGUACUGUGGACUGAUGUCUGAAUCUCAUGGGUUUUUUUGUAUUAGUAUCCAUCUGUUGUACAUUAACUGGAACACAGAAGGGAGUCGCUGCACCUCUAACGAUAGACAUCAGUAGCUACUAUGACGCUGUACGGCUGAACACUGUAACAAAGUUAUUCUACAUCUCAUAUAAUAGAAUCUCUCCUCUACUCGAUAAAUCAUCCGUCUAGUGCAAUACACACUGGUGGUUCUUAUCUAACAUUGCCCGGCAGAAGUAGCUGGAGAUAAUUCAAAUACUGAGCCUCUGUACUGUUGCCAGAUUAUCUCUGUGCGCCCCCCUUCAACACAUACAACCCAAAAUACACUGCUGCAGUAUAAAAACUUACAAAGACGUUACGGUCUCUCGGGCUCAUCAGCUGGAGAAAGCACGUUAUUACAUAUUUCACUUGAUACACAUUCAGACAAUGGCUGUAUUGUAUCUCUCAUCAAACUGGCUGUUUUCAUUGACUGCAUGAUAUUACACUGCACAGGGAUCGGUCAUGGAGAUCACAGACUAUCUUUGGGUUUGUUCUAUUCUUCAAUUUGCCUCCCAUUAUUUAUUAAAAAUCAAAUUAAUAUAUUUAUUUAUGUAUUUAUUUCAAGUGUAGAUGUGCAAUUGAAUCAUAGCAGUGUUUGCCCUUAAAUCUGCAUUUUCCAACUGCUCUCUAAAAAAGCAUGUGCACAUACAGCAUACUGUACACAUGCAUUAUCAAUAGAUCAAUAUAUUGUAGAUCAAUAAUAGGUUAGUGCUACCAACAGGUAGGCACACACACACCAUCUUCUUUAAAACAUUGCUGUUGAUCUAAAUUAUACGUGAGUGGUCAUUAUCACCUUUUAAUCUAAAUGAAUGAAUCCACCUGAAAUGUUUUAAGCACUGAAACAAAUUAAAGAGAAAAUGCCAGUGAGUAAAAGACUUAAUUAGAACACUAUCCUUUUUGCAUAACUUGUUUCCAUUUUGUGCUAACAAGUUUUCCUGAAAUUGAGUAGGCUAUGUUGUAUAUCAUUUACUUUUCAUGUGAAACUAAAUUCCCACUCUCAUCUUCUAAAUGUUGCUCUUGUCAAGAUGCAGGCAAACAAAUGUCAUGUGGCGUACAGGUUAGCGUGUGGUUGGACUGGUUAAAUAACAUUCUGUGAUGUUACUUACUGAAGCAGCAGAACAAUUCAAAGGGCUUCACUUUGAGAGUGAUGUUACAACUCCAACAGAUGACAUAUUAAGCAAUAUCUAAUACUCACAAAGAAUUAGUCUAGAACAAACCUACCUAUACACCAACUUAAGCAGUACAGGUUAUUCAAUAUUUAAUGUCAGUUAACGAGCAUUGCCCUCUGAGGGCUUCUCUAUAGCACAAUACACUUUACACAAGUCCUAACAUUUCCUCAUCUCCACUGUCAUCUUCCAGCCUCAUGUGAUUCACAUUUUAUGCAUGUGACUCUUAAGGUUGUUUAUUUGCCACAGCAAUUCUGUCUCAGAGAAAGAUGUUAGUUGAAUCAAGAGAAAUAAAUAACUGAGAAGAA
Molecule: messenger RNA, 5389 nt
Organism: Siniperca chuatsi (mandarin fish)
Lineage: Eukaryota; Metazoa; Chordata; Actinopteri; Centrarchiformes; Sinipercidae
Gene: b3gat1a
Product: beta-1,3-glucuronyltransferase 1 (glucuronosyltransferase P) a
Exons: 9
Coding region: 1034-2113 (359 amino acids)
Biological process (GO): carbohydrate metabolic process; chondroitin sulfate proteoglycan biosynthetic process
Cellular component (GO): Golgi membrane
Molecular function (GO): galactosylgalactosylxylosylprotein 3-beta-glucuronosyltransferase activity
Source: RefSeq, a predicted model, not a curated record